Messenger RNA from Naumovozyma castellii, 1305 nucleotides. It is a transcript of the gene RPD3, whose product is annotated as histone deacetylase RPD3. Bases 1 to 1305 code for a protein of 434 amino acids. The transcript has a single exon. NCBI's taxonomy places the organism in Eukaryota, Fungi, Ascomycota, Saccharomycetes, Saccharomycetales, Saccharomycetaceae. The record is from RefSeq and is a predicted model, not a curated record.
AUGGUGUAUGAGAACAAACCAUUUGACCCGAUAACGAUCAAAUCUUCAGACACGAAGAAACGAGUCGCCUAUUUCUAUGACGCCGACGUGGGUAAUUACGCUUACGGUUCAGGGCACCCGAUGAAACCACACAGGAUAAGAAUGACCCACUCCUUGGUGAUGAACUACGGUCUAUAUAAGAAAAUGGAAAUUUACAGAGCUAAACCAGCCACGAAACAGGAAAUGUGUCAAUUUCACACCGAUGAAUAUAUCGAUUUCCUGUCUAGGGUGACUCCCGACAAUUUGGAGAUGUUCAAGAAGGAAAGUGUCAAGUUUAAUGUCGGGGAUGAUUGUCCCGUGUUCGAUGGGCUUUACGAAUAUUGUAGUAUCUCUGGUGGAGGAUCCAUGGAGGGGGCCGCAAGAUUGAAUAGAGGUAAAUGUGACGUGGCUAUUAAUUACGCAGGUGGGUUGCAUCAUGCUAAGAAAUCAGAAGCCUCUGGGUUUUGCUACCUGAACGAUAUCGUCUUGGGGAUCAUUGAACUAUUAAGGUUUCAUCCAAGAGUACUUUACAUCGAUAUCGAUGUCCAUCAUGGGGACGGUGUAGAGGAGGCAUUUUAUACCACAGAUCGUGUGAUGACUUGUUCAUUCCACAAGUAUGGUGAGUUUUUCCCCGGGACUGGGGAAUUGAGAGAUACUGGUGUCGGUAAGGGGAAAUACUACGCUGUUAACGUGCCCCUAAGAGAUGGUAUUGAUGAUGCCACGUAUAGAAACGUAUUUGAACCCGUAAUAAAGAGAAUUAUGGAAUGGUAUCAACCUUCCGCUGUUGUAUUACAAUGUGGUGGUGAUUCCCUAUCAGGGGAUCGUCUCGGUUGUUUCAAUCUUUCCAUGCAAGGUCACGCUAAUUGUGUCAAUUACGUGAAAUCCUUUGGUAUCCCCAUGAUGGUGGUCGGUGGUGGUGGUUACACAAUGAGAAAUGUGGCUAGAACUUGGUGUUUCGAAACAGGGUUGUUGAACAAUGUUGUCUUGGAUCAAGAACUACCAUAUAAUGAUUAUUAUGAAUAUUAUGGACCAGAUUAUAAAUUAGACGUUAGACCAUCAAACAUGUUUAAUGUCAAUUCCAGUGAAUAUCUAGAUAAAAUAAUGACCUCCAUUUUCACGAAUUUGGAAAAUACUAAGUAUGCACCAAGUGUUGAGUUGACUAACGUGCCCAAGGACCCUGAAGAUCUCGGAGACCAGGAGGAGGAUACCGCUGAGGCCAAGGACACGAAGGGUGGGUCACAGUAUGCAAGAGACCAAGAAGUAGAGCACCCAAACGAGUUUUAUUGA